Molecule: messenger RNA, 855 nt
Organism: Anopheles darlingi
Lineage: Eukaryota; Metazoa; Arthropoda; Insecta; Diptera; Culicidae
Exons: 5
Coding region: 133-600 (155 amino acids)
Source: RefSeq, a predicted model, not a curated record
AGUAAGCAAUAUAGUACAGUGUCAGCACCGGAACUGGUAGUUUGUUCCAUAUAUCCAAGUCGAACAAGCACAUCGAACAGCUUUGCUUGCAACGUUCACGUUAGUGAUCCACAACGGCAUCCGGUGGCGGCUAUGGAGCUUUGUAAACGGUAUCUAUGGCUAGCGGCCUUCCAACUAUUAUGGUCACUCUGCAUAGUGGAAUGUUACCCAGACGGUAUAAAUUUCUAUAAAGAUCUACAAAGAAUAAAAAAUGAUGACGAAUUGGAAGGAAUCCUUACCGAUGAACCGGUUGCGCUGCCAAGGAUUCUUUACUUCCGAACGCCGUCUUCCGCCUUUGCCGACAUUGCAGACCUAACAGGAGCGUACGAAAAGCGGACAGUGAACAAAUACAAAAAUAUGAUGCUGAACAAGGAUAGCCUCGACAUACCGCUGAUGGAUGAUGUGGAACAGACGAAGGAAGCAACGCGGUUCUUCUUUCCACGCGUCACACCGAAGCGGUCCCCGGGAGCCAUCCUGAGCUGGGCUAUUCCGGCCGCCAAUCGAGUGCGUGUCGUCAGCACGAACUAUCGGCCACCCGGUAUUAAUCGGCCUGCGGCCUAGAUCUUACACCUGUAGGAUCCUUUUGAGGAUGGGUCUAUCGGUUCCAUCGACACUCCUACCCUCCCGGACCAGUAUUCUUUCUCUCGCGUCUUGUAUCGGACGAGGAAGUGGGGCGAGCUACUACUACUACAACAACAACAAAUGUAAGCAUCUGCGCUGGCUUCAAACUGCAGUCUAACUAUUUUUAAGUCGUUUCAUCAAUAACAUCAAUAUGGAUUAAUGUAGUUCUGCUAAUAAAACAAAACCGAAUGGCUU